AGUUUCAAGAUGUUUAAGUCGUAUUAUCCUUUGGCCGCAGUGCUGCUGUGUUUUGUCUUCGCCACAGCGCAGGUUGUGCCAAAUUCAGAGAUCGGUCGGAUUACCGUCCAAGUGCCGUUGCUGUCCAAUGGGAAACCAGUGAUCCUUACCAGUCAGGAUAAAGAGGAAGUCGCCUCCGUGCAGGAGAUAAAGCCGGGAAAGGUCCAUGUUGUCCAGGAAGUUGUAGUGCCACCCACUGUGAAGGAGGAGAACAGGGUUAGGACGGCAAGAUCUAUUCGGAAUGCGGGUGAAGUGAACAACCCUGGUAUUCCUAACCAUGGCAUUCCGAAUCCUGGCAUCCCUAAUCAUGGUAUUCCGAAUCCUGGCAUUCCCAACCACGGAAUUCCGAACCGCGGAAUCCCUAACGAUGGCAUUCCUAAUCCUGGUAUUCCAAACCAUGGAAUUCCGAAUCCUGGCAUCCCGAACCAUGGAAUUCCGAACCGCGGUAUUCCCAACGAUGGCAUUCCGAAUCCUGGCAUCCCUAAUCAUGGUAUUCCGAAUCCCGGCAUCCCCAACCAUGGAAUUCCAAACCGCGGAAUCCCCAACGAUGGCAUUCCGAAUCCUGGCAUUCCCAAUCAUGGUAUUCCGAAUCCUGGCAUCCCGAACCACGGAAUUCCGAAUCGUGGUAUUCCCAAUGAUGGCAUUCCGAAUCCUGGCAUCCCUAAUCAUGGUAUUCCGAAUCCCGGGAUCCCUAACCAUGGAAUUCCGAAUCGUGGUAUUCCCAAUGAUGGCAUUCCGAAUCCUGGCAUCCCUAAUCAUGGUAUUCCGAAUCCUGGCAUCCCCAACCAUGGAGUUCCGAAGGUUAGGAAGGCAAGAUCCAUUCGGAAUUCAGGAGAAGUGAGCAACCCUGGCAUUCCCAACCAUGGCAUUCCGAAUCCUGGCAUCCCAAAUCAUGGCAUUCCAAAUCCCGGAACCCCUAACCAUGGAAUUCCGAAUCCCGGGAUCCCUAACCAUGGAACUCCCAAUCCAGGUGUUGCCAGUGCUUCGGAACUUAUGCCUGUUGUCGUGAUGCCACCUGGACGAACCACCUCCAUACCCGCAUUCACAUCCACACCCAUGCCCAAAAAGGUGCCAACAAGGAAUUGCUUCCACCUGCUGAUGGGAGCCAUGACUACAAUGUCUCCAACGGAUAUGAUGACAACGGCUCCUCCAUCGAUGGAAAACUGCGAGCAGUUGUGCACUAAGCUCGAGUUCGUGCCCAUUUGUGCCACCAACGGAGUCUGUGUCCAUGAGUUUGCCAAUCAGUGCGUAAUGGACACCUUCAAUUGCAAAAACCGGGAUUCGACCUUCCGUGCUGUGGAAGAGGAUGUCUGCCGACUGGGAGUCUGCAUGAGGCGAUGCAAGGAGGAGGACCUCAAGCCUUGAAAUACCAGAAACUAAGAG
Drosophila ficusphila is the source of this 1422-nucleotide messenger RNA. Its product is annotated as RNA-binding protein 12. The record is from RefSeq and is a predicted model, not a curated record. The coding region runs from base 10 to 1404 and encodes 464 amino acids. Lineage: Eukaryota; Metazoa; Arthropoda; Insecta; Diptera; Drosophilidae. Gene Ontology annotation, molecular function: protein binding. The transcript is spliced from 2 exons.